Lodderomyces oxycetoniae is the source of this 1032-nucleotide messenger RNA. It is a transcript of the gene BUR2, whose product is annotated as Bur2p. Gene Ontology annotation, molecular function: cyclin-dependent protein serine/threonine kinase activator activity. The transcript has a single exon. Bases 1 to 1032 code for a protein of 343 amino acids. Gene Ontology annotation, cellular component: nucleus; cyclin/CDK positive transcription elongation factor complex. Lineage: Eukaryota; Fungi; Ascomycota; Pichiomycetes; Serinales; Debaryomycetaceae. The record is from RefSeq and is a predicted model, not a curated record. Gene Ontology annotation, biological process: regulation of transcription by RNA polymerase II; positive regulation of DNA-templated transcription, elongation.
AUGGCCACAGAUGCUACAGAAAGUGGUAUAGGUAUUUUCACCACAAAUAAAAAACUGGGCUCUAGGUCCGAGUCAUCAUCUCAAGUAAGGAAAAAACGGAAACUAGCGCCAUGGAUAUUUCCAGAGUCAGCAGUUUUAACAAGAUCACCAACGCGACUAGACUCCAAGCUAACUAUAUCUCAAGAGCUAAGAAUCAAGGAGUCAAUGCACGAUUUUCUAAUAAAGCUAGGUCUGAAACUAAAAGUCGAUGCUCCUACAAUAUUAGCUGCAACUGUUUAUAUUCAUAGGUUUUACAUGCGGGUACCAAUAACUUCCUCAAAAUAUUACGUUGCUUCAGCUGCAUUAGCGAUCUCCGGGAAACUUAAUGAUUGCGUACGACAGCUGGAUACGAUCAGUUUAUAUGCGUGCAAUAUAAAAGCACCCAGGACAUCAUCAUCAUCGUCAUCGUCAUCAUCCAAAUUCCCACCAAACACAGCUAAUCAUUCUGCGGCACAACCACCGCCACCGCCGCCACCACAAAUUGACGAACAAAGUGAAUAUUUUUGGAGAUGGAGAGAUCAAUUAUUGUACCGAGAAGAGUUGAUUUUGCGAAAACUUAAUUUUGAUCUAAGUUUCCCGUCGCCCUACUUGCUACAACAUAAGAUACUCAACAAAAUGCAUGCGGGAAUCAACCAGACAUUUUACGAAAAGAGGAAAGAUAUUAUGGUGAGAACAACAAGACUAAUCGAACUUUUGUCAAGUUUGCCUAUCAUACUUUGUUACGACAUGAAUGUCCUCUUUGCCACUUGUUUGGUAAUGGUGGUGUUUGAAGGUAAAAGUACUUUCAGCGACAUGAAAAUGCCGGAAAAUUUCAUUACUAAAGUAGUCGAGGUUGAUCUAGAGGAUGUGAUGAAAUGCUUUGAAUUUAUCAAAAAACUAUUGAACUUUUCACAACAAGACCCUCAUUCUUAUAGUAAUAAAACAGCAGCUAAACGAAUAUUGGGUAUCAAAACAUCCGAUUUCGAACAAGUUGCCAAAGGAGCACCAAUAUAG